GCAAGAGUCAACCUUUGUCACAUGUUUUAAUGUUUUGUUCCAACUGGCUGUAACAUGAAACAAGAAAUCAAGAACAGAGCAGAGUUCACAAUGACGAAUGAAGAACCUCUCCCGAAGAAGGUUCGUCUUAGUGAAGCAGACUUUAAGGUUUUGCCUAGAGAUGAGCUAAUCCUAAGGUGGAAGCAGUAUGAAGCAUACGUGCAAGCUCUGGAGGGCAAGUACACAGACCUGAAUUCUAAUGAUGUAACGGGAUUGAGAGAGUCUGAAGAGAAGUUGAAACAGCAACAGCAAGAGUCUGCCCGAAGAGAAAAUAUUCUGGUGAUGAGGCUGGCAACUAAAGAACAGGAGAUGCAAGAGUGUACUAAUCAGAUUCAGUACCUCAAGCAAGUCCAGCAGCCUAGUGUUGCCCAACUGAGAUCAACAAUGGUGGACCCAGCCAUCAACUUGUUUUUCCUAAAAAUGAAAGGUGAACUGGAACAGACUAAAGACAAACUGGAACAAGCCCAAAAUGAACUGAGUGCCUGGAAAUUUACGCCUGAUAGAGGCCUGACGGCGUCGGACUAUUCUGAAGAAAUGGCCAUCUCCGAAAAAAAAUCCUUUCUAGAACGUGUAGACAUUUGCAAAAUUGUUCUAUUUGAAGAAAAUAGAGGGAAAAACAGAAGUCUUAAGUCUGUGGCACACUGUGUCUACAGACAGUUUGGAGGAGAGAGAACCUAGAGAUUAUAAAUCAUGAAUUGAACAUGUAAAAUUCCCGUAAAAUGUAGAAGUGGAAUAUGCUUCGCUCUUAACCUUGAGCCUAGUGACUUAGAGACACUGUAAGUCAGUUUUGCCAAUAAGACUGUGGACUUCCUGCUUGUUCACUGAACUGCUGGGUCAAAACUCAAUGAGAUGAAUUUUGCAUUAAAGAGUUUAUUUGCUAACCAGUUCUGAAUAGCCACGAGUGCUAUUUCAUAUCACGUCAGUGCUAGUGUACACAUUUGACUGUUUAGCAUUUGGGCUCUGUAACACUUGGCGGAGCCUUAAGUCAAUGUUGCUAAAUCAUGAACUGUUCUCUGGAUGGUUGGAAAUACUGUGGGCGCCUCAAAAUUAGGACUGUACAAAAAUGUACGUUCUAUCUAAUUGCAGGUGUAAAAUUGUUGCAAGCGACAUAUAUUUGAUCACAACUAGCAUGUAUAAGUGAAACUAGUUGUGUUAAGUAUUUCACUGCAUGUUUUCAUGCAGCAAUGAGAAUUUUUCAGUCUUCUGAGAACUGAUCUCAAAUGCUCACUACAGAAGGCACACACAAUGGCAACUGUCUUCAGUGUUGAUGGGAUAUUUUUAUUCCUUUGUACACCUGUUUUUUUUUUUUUGUAUUGCACUUCUAUAUAAAAUGUGCCUUGAAAUAGUUGUAAUAUAGUUCAAGGAACACUACUGCUUAUGCUGUUGUAUUGUGAAACUCCUGGGAUGAACGAGAAUUGAACAGAUUGUUAUUUCUGAAUUGUCUCGUUCUCUGAAAAAAGGGAAGACAAUAUUCUAACAAACCAAAAACCUUAAAUGCAUGCAUUUUCCUGGGUUGAAUCAGUGAAAGGAGCCAUUGCUAUUCUGUUGAUGCCUCUGUUCUGUUGUCCCAAGUUGCUUGCAAGAAUAGCAGUCUGGGACAGCUGGGAGUGCAUGUCUGAGGUGUGUAAAGUGAAAUGCAGACUUGAUAAAGCAUUUGUGUAUUUUUUAUUUUUAUUUUACUUUUUUAGCAAAUUGAGUUCUAUCUAGAAAACUACAGUUUUGAUUUCCAAAGCAGUUGUCAAUAUUUCAUGACUGUAGAAGAUUCAGUUUUAAAUUUUAAAAAAGAGGUCCAGCUUUCAUGGAAGGUGAUGAACUCAACCUGUUUCAUUGGUAAAAUGAUGAUCUUUAUUAAGAUAGCAUUACAUAUUUUUCAACUCAGAAGUAUCUUAACUGUUUGUGCUUUAGAUGAUUAAUAUGGAAAGGAAGAGUAGUGUUCUUAUGCAGCCUUAUUUUUUGCAUGAGUAAUGGCUUACAGCAAAAGAAAAACCUUCAGAGAAACUUUAUUUUUAAAAAAGGGAUAACAUCUGGAAUGAUUUUGCUGUAGCAGUAUCUAAGGUUUUAAUGAUCUAGCAUCAAAACAGAGGUAAGACUUGCAUUAAUAAAUUGUUAACGUGUUAUCAAGCUGUUUGUAAAAUUUACUAUGAUGUGCGAACAGAGGCAGCUGUUGGGGUUGUUGAUCUGACAUGCCAUGCAGAUUGCUUGUUUAACUUGGAAUUCAAAAAAUGACUUAAUACGUUUA
Messenger RNA from Struthio camelus australis, 2278 nucleotides. The record is from RefSeq and is a predicted model, not a curated record. NCBI's taxonomy places the organism in Eukaryota, Metazoa, Chordata, Aves, Struthioniformes, Struthionidae.